AUCCUGGGAUAGUAAACAUGGCCGUCUGAGAUCACAUAUUUGGAAAAAAAUUAGAAAUCCUACAUUUUUGUACGUCUACAAGAAAUUCAAGAGGAGACUUGUGAACAAGGAACAGUACAGGCUCACACCCACCCAAACACACUACUUCAUCAGUUUCUGUUGUCAGUUGGUUUGUGUGAGAAGUAAGGUCAGAGAUGCCAGCCUUACUGGAACGUCCCAAACUGAGUCAGCCCAUGUUGGCUGCACUCAAGACUCACAUCAUGAAGGAACGAGAGAAGAAGAGACAAGAAGAGCAGGAAGCUGACAAGGCUCUGGAGAGGAAACGUGAGGAGGACAGGAGGAGACAGCAGCAGCAGCAGGAGUCCAUGACUCUGGAACAGACUAAAGAGGAGAUUGCAAAGCUGCAGAAGAAGUUAGACACCCUCCAGGAGGAGAAACAUCAGCUGUUCCUCCAGCUGAAGAGGGUUCUAAAUGAGGAAGACAAACGAAAGGCCAGAAUGAGGGAACAAAGUGACAUGGCUGCCAUGGGUCACCACAUCUACCAGUCAGGAAUGCAUCUAGCAGGCGCACAUAUGGUGAUGCCUGGUGUUCCUGUCCAGGCUAGAACCCUGCCAGUGGAACAUGCCAAGGGAGCCAUUUACCAGACCCACACACCUCCUACUGCUUCUCAUGGUGGUGCACUGAAGCGACCGCGAAGCCCCUCCCCUCCCGUGGUGCAGGUCUACCCUCCCCGCCCCUCCCCCCACAGUCAGCACCCUUACGGAGUCAAGCAUCACGCUACCUACGCCCACGACCAAUCACAUCACUCCUACCCUGUCAGCCAACCAAGCCACUACUCCUCCAGCCAAUCAGGACAGCCUGCUUAUGCUGCCAGCCAAUCACAGCAGGCUGCUGCCUAUGCCACCAGCCAAUCACAGACGGCGUACCAAGUCAGUCAGGCCCAGCACAGCCAGUAUGCGACGAGCCAGGCGGCUACAGGGGCGUAUGCUGUCACCCAGGCUGCCACGAAAUAUGCCCAUGGUCAAGCAGCAUACACGUAUCAGUACGCACAGCACAAGCCUGAACAGUAUGGGCAGGCUUAUAGAGUACAACAACCUGGGGACGUGAAGGCUUACCUCCUAGCAACCACGGUGUCCUCUGCCGUUCUAGGUUACAUGCCUCCCCAGCAUGGGACACCCAGUCAGCAGGCUGCAUAUGCUGAACAACAGACCCACCUGCGCGGCAUGGCCCCUCCCCAGGCUGUCCACCCGCAGCAGUCCCAGCAGGCCCUGAUGCCACACCCACAGCAGCAGCAGCUACAUGUGCCACCACAGCACAAGGCAAGUAUGGUUUCUUCAGCCUACCCACCCAGACCACAGACCAGACCUGGAUCACCUGCAGCCUACCAGCAUGCCACUGCCUUCCAGUCAGGUGGGACCAGACACCCCCCUCCCCACGGUACCUACCUACAGCAGACCAGACCUGGGUAUUACCAAUAAUAUACCAGAGCAGAAGGUACUUAAGCCACUUUUAUGUUUUAAUGGGAAUAUUAAAAAUGCAUAUAAUGUGUGUGUGUACUACAGGGAAUGGAGUAUCCAGGUUCUAUUGUGCUUUGUGCUGUGUAAAAAUUGAGGACAAGAUACAAUUUAGAAUUAACUGGCAAGUUUUGCUGAAUUCUUGGACUUGGAUUUCUUGUACAUUGCAGACUUGACAGCACCAAUAGCCAUUUUACUAGAUGGAAUUUGUAGUCGGAUACAGUUUGGUCACUGUACCCAGUGAAUUUACCGUAAAUAUGCCAAUGUCGCUAUUUUAAUAACAAAUGAAUCCUGUACAGUAUGUACUGCCAAAAAUUGAACUAAAUAUUUCUUAUGCUUCAAUAAGAUUACAGCGUUCCUGGCAUUCUUAAACGUAUAAAAGUAUUGUUAACAAUUAGAUGAUAAUGCUUUAAAAGAGCACUUUGUAGCAUUUAAAAAAUUAGAUGUAUACAAAACAAUAUUUACAUUUCAUGUAUUGUAUGUAAUAUCUAGCGUUGAAGUCUAAUAAAGAAAUUAUAAAAACUGCAUGUUAUCUGUUUGACUCAUUU
This is a messenger RNA of Branchiostoma belcheri (Belcher's lancelet), 2062 nucleotides long. RefSeq names its product G protein pathway suppressor 2-like. The transcript is spliced from 11 exons. Gene Ontology annotation, molecular function: transcription coregulator activity. The coding region runs from base 195 to 1478 and encodes 427 amino acids. The record is from RefSeq and is a predicted model, not a curated record. Gene Ontology annotation, cellular component: transcription regulator complex. Gene Ontology annotation, biological process: regulation of transcription by RNA polymerase II. NCBI's taxonomy places the organism in Eukaryota, Metazoa, Chordata, Leptocardii, Amphioxiformes, Branchiostomatidae.